AUGCCUGACAAAGCAGCGUCAAAGUCUGCUGCUGCCUCGCCUUCUGAGGCGCCGACUCGGAUCUACAUUGAUAAUUCCAACAGCACAGAACUCAAGCUGACAUGCGACGAGGCAGUUGAGCGGGUGAGUGGUGCUGCUAUACUUUAUUCCUUGGACCCUCAUACUGAGCACAGCAGCCGUCUUCCUUCUCCACCGCAACUUGUAGAUCUUGACAUCCAACAGUAGCAAUCCUUGGAGAGCAUCUCACCUUUUGGUCGAUAUCAGAUUGGUUUUGGGCUUCAUCGCUUCGAUUGAGAUGAUUGGCGUCUCUGCAUGGGCUUGGAAGAUCGUACCAGAGUGGAACGAGAACAAGGGCUUGACAGCUGUUGCUGUUGGUGUGUGAGUCCAUCUGCGCGCUUUACGUCAUGGUUGUAUGCGCUCUUCAGCAGCCGACUUAUACCGAGCUACCCCCUCAUCACUUGCUCGAACGCGCGACACAUCAGCUACAUGGUACUGUCAGGCAUACAGACCGCUUUGGCCUACCUCGAAGGCGACACGAUCUUCCGAGGCGCACAAAGCUCUGCCGACGCUUCUUCAUCGGCGACCUCGUCGACGCAAAAGAAACUUCGGAUCUCGUCUGGCGCUCUGCCCAAAGCGCAAACCGACAAAGAAGCUUCGAAGGAGGAUGGUAAGAAGUGGACCACUCCGCCAGUCUACGAGCUCGAGCUGGAAUGGAGUGGAGGAAAGGUACGAAAGAGCGGGAAGGAGAAGAUCAAUCUUGGACAUAUGGGUGAGUCUCGUGAGGCGCGGUAACGGCGUCGCCGCCAGAAUCUGCGGUACACCAUGGAUCGGAAGGAGCGAACAACUGACCUGAUGCUGCAACUCUUCCUGUUCUCUCUUGGGAAAAAAACCUCCCCAAAUCAGGCGAAUGGUUCACGCAGGAAGGAGAAUUUGUUGAGGACAUCUUUUCGAAGAAGCUGCUGGCUGCCAUCGACUCUGUCUUGGCGUGA
Ceraceosorus bombacis is the source of this 989-nucleotide messenger RNA. Lineage: Eukaryota; Fungi; Basidiomycota; Exobasidiomycetes; Ceraceosorales; Ceraceosoraceae. The record is from the annotation of a GenBank genome assembly.